AUGCCUUCCAACAAAACAACAUUCUUUUUUUGCCGUGGGAACAAAACAUGCCACCGGGCGUUUGGUGCACAGUUCGAACGGCAGAAUGACGUCGAACGAAACGGAAAGUUCGAGCGGGCGACGAAAACGCUCCGGCCCAGGGCAGUGUACCCCGAGUUACUACAGCUUGAGUUAAGAUAUAGAGUCCUGGUCGGUGUACCCCGAGUUACUCCACCUCGAGUUACACUCCGGGUGUGUGUAGUUGAUAUCUGCGGCCCGAACAGACGCAGGGCAGGCGGAGUGCGGCAAUGGCCGUGGUCGGGGCGGGGAGUCCCCCUAGGCGCGCGGGACUCAGGAGCCGCGUCCUGGGGGGGGCCGCCGCGGGAAGUGGCGAACGGCGUCGAGGGGGAGGAAGACGGGGAGGCGAUCCACGUGCGGUGGAGGGGACUGCGCGAGGAGACGGAGCGUGAGACGUCGGCAGCGUUGCGCUCGGAGCCGGUGGUGGUUCCGGAUCGGAUCGGGUGGUCGCACUCGGAGCGGGAGUUGCGGAGAGACGAGACGACGGAGCUCACGCGCGAGACGGAGCUGGAUCGCGAUGGAAAGUUGGAGCGCGAGGCGGAGCUGGAGUCGGAGACAGAGCUGGAGUGGGAGACGGAGCUGGAAUGGGAGACGGCGCUGGAACGCGAGACGGAGCGCGAGACGGAGCUGGAACGCGAGACGGAGCGCGACCUUGAGACGGAGCUAAAGCGUGAGACGGAGCGCGAGACUGAGCUCGAGACGGAGCUAAAGCUCGAGACGGAGCUGGAACGCGAGACGGAGCGCGAGCUGGGGCGCGAGACGGAGCUAAAGCUCGAGACGGAGCGCGAGCUGGGGCGCGAGACGGAGCUAAAGCGUGAGACGGUGCCCGAGACGGAGCUGGGGCGCGAGACGGAGCUGGGGCUGGGGCGCGAGACGGAGCUGGGGCGCGAGACGGAGCUAAAGCGUGAGACGGAGCUGGGACGCGAGACGGAGCUAAAGCGUGAGACGGAGCUGGGGCGCGAGAGUGAGCUGGGGCGUGAGACGGAGCUAAAGCGUGAGACGGAGCUAAAGCGCGAGACGGAGCGCGAGACGGAGCUGGAGCGCGAGACGGAGCGCGAGAUCGAGAGGGAGUUUCGCGAGGCGUCGCACGCGCUGGAGCGGGAGCUCGAGCGGGAGCUGUGCCGCACCGAGGAGAGGGCGCGGAGCCUGGAGCGCGACCUGCGGGACACGCGGGCGCGCGCCUCGCGGGAGCGUGCCGAGUGGAGCGCGCGCGUCUCCCACGUGGAGAGCGCGCUGCGGGAGGCGGGCGAGACGCGGGAGGCCGAGCGGGGCCUCGUGCGCCUCCUCGAGCAGCGCAACGACGACCUGGAGCGCGCGCUCAGGGUGGCGCUGUCGUCCCUGGAGGAAGCCGAGCGGCAGCUGAACGCGACACUCGAAGGGAAGGCGCUGCUCGAGGCCGAGCUGGAGGAACGCGACCUCCUGCGCGUCGAGACGCAGCGACUACGGGAGGAGGCGCGCGACCUGCGCCAGGAGCUGUCCGUCGUGCAGAAGCAGAGCCUGGCCCGGACGCCGCCGCCACCGCCGCCGCUAUGCCCCACGGCGCUCAGAGCCCCACCGAGGGGCACCCAUCCCUCCUGCGUGUCCCCCCUCCUGCAGAUGAACGCCACAAGCCGGGGGCGGGCACCCACCACGGUCUCCACCUGGGCACUGCCUGCGCCGCCGCCCCGCUCGCCAUCCAGGUUCACGCGGGGUCAUGACCCCGUGACCUGGACUCGGUGGCCUCCCGUCGCCUCCCCCUUCACGCACCCGUGGCCCCCGCAGCAAUACCACAGAGAGUGGGAGUCCCGCGCGGCACUGCGACUGCAUCUGCUCACGCUGAGAGGCACCUUGGCUCCGUCCAGAUUCCUGCAGCUGAGUCGCAUCUCGCGCUCCUGAGCCCCAAGGAGCCCCAAGGAGCCCCAAGGAUCAGUCCUUGGUGCCCCAAGUGGCUCAAAGUUCAGGUUACACGGUGGGGGAGUAGGAAAGCGAAUGGUCAACUCGAAUGAUCUAAUACAGACAAGGAGCCAAUUGACGCGAAACUAAAACAACAAAUUUAUCUCUCUCGUCGCUUAUCUUCGGAUGCGCUUCCGCGGCCGUCUGGAACGCUCUUCCUUCAGAUAUUACGAAGCCACUGGAGCUAUGCACUUUCAAAUCAUCACCCAGAUUGACAAACCCAUUUACUUUAGAACUCCUUCUUGUGUUUAGCUUGUUGUUACUUCCCCCGCACCUCUGGUUAGCGCGGUUGGCUACGUACGGUACGAAAGAAGUUCAACGCAGGUACAUGUUUGCCUGCAGCUCUGUUCUCUCGUCUAACGCUACCAAUGUAUCUGUCGUCUUCCCUCUCAUCUCACUGCGUCUCCGUCUCUGCAUCUCGCAGCUAAUUCCACCUCUUGCCCCCUUGUCCACAUUUGCACAACGCGUCCUGCCCCAGAGGGCCUCAGGUCAGCGAGAACUCGACUUGGAGGGGGUGGAAAACAACCCCCUUAAGGUAAAACCAAGAAACUGAGGCUCAGAAACUAAGAAGAAGUCUGAAACCCAAGAAACUGAGGCUCAGAAACCGAAGAAACAAAAAAUAAGAAACCCAAGAAAGUGAGGAUUAGAAACCCAAUAAAUUAAAAACAGAAGCCCAAGUAACCGAAAAUAGAAACCCAAGAAACCGGGACAUCGACACCAAAGAAACCCGAGGCAACGGUGUCUUGGGUAUCCUCUUGAGCGCGUGCUUGGCCUACUCUUCCACGCUGGGCACAGACCCCCCCCCCCCCCCCGUGUCCACCUGUUACAGGCUGCUGGGCCGCUUCGAUUCCAGCUCGAGGACGAGAAGCUUUGCUCGUUAUUUGGGGCUGCUCGCGAUGAUGCUUGUUAGGGGCCAUCCAUUUAGUACGUGGAGGGGGGGGGGGGUCUACUGACAAUGUGGGUACGCAUAGGAAACGGGGAUGGGGUGGGGGUGAAGCUUCGAUAAUAAUUAAUUUAUUAAUUUGUCUACAUUGGCCUUCAAAUGAGUUCAAACUUAAUUUGGAGCUUUCGUGACUGCAGGAAUUAUUCUUUGGUUCUUUCGGUAAAGUGACGUAUAAAGAGAAAAUAAUCAAUUAAAUACGAGCAUACGACGUUUCGAUUGCAACACAAGCAAUCAUCAUCAGGUAUAAAUGAAAUAGAAACACGAAUUUAGUAUACUUAGAAAUGUAAUGUAAUACAAUAGAGAGUCGGAUAACAUAACAGUCAACGCCCUACCUGGUUGAUUACGUUCUUCCUGAGAAUGCUAAAUUUGAGAGAGAGAUAAAACACAGAACCAGAGACAUAUAGACAGACACAUAAGCAGACAUAUAUCAGAGAUACAUAGAGAACAAACAUAGGUCGGGGACUAUCUGUUUGCUUAAACACGUGAUUAUUAUUAAUCCCUGAUCGCUUCUGCGUGGAUUCAAUAUCGGCCGUUCUAUAGGAUUCGGGGGGAGGGGGUGCGUCAAAUCGAACGUACGCAGGUGGGGGGAGUGGGGGGCUCAAGUUUUGACAGAUUUUUGCGUCCCCACUAAAUGGAUGGCCCCUAAACCCAUCGUGCGGAUGGCGAGACAUUGAAGUGACUUAAAAAGAGUUCGCUUUGUUGUGAUCAAUAUCCCUCGGGGCACGGCGUCUGUGGAACUGCUCACUGCCGGAGCCUCGAAUGUUACCUCUUUUCUCUUGUGGCGAUGUUGCUGAUGAUGAUGAUGGUGGCAAUGAUGGCAAUGAUGCGAUAAUAAAUGGCGUGAAUUUUUGCGAAUACCGCGAUAUCGGAUUCCGUCAUUGGUGUUUGGCCCGAUACACAUCAGGAUCGAUGUACUCGCGGAACUUUCGCCGUCGUCGAUUAUUCGGCUGCAGUUCACUGAACACGCGAGGCUGCUUGCUGCCUUUGGGGCCGUCCAUAAAUGACGUCACGCGAUUUUGGGCGAUUUUUGACCCCUCCCCCCCCUCGUCACACGGCGUCACAAAAAGUCAGACCCCCCCUCAAAUAUGACGUCACAAAACUCUGCCCCUCAAAAAAAUAAAACAUGCUUCAAAUCGCUUUAAACUAUUGUCAUUGUAGUGCGUAUUGAAUGUGGCGCUGCACUCUGAUGUUGUAGGAGAAAACAUU
Molecule: messenger RNA, 4138 nt
Organism: Lethenteron reissneri (Far Eastern brook lamprey)
Lineage: Eukaryota; Metazoa; Chordata; Hyperoartia; Petromyzontiformes; Petromyzontidae
Product: RNA-binding protein 25-like
Biological process (GO): establishment of mitotic spindle orientation; microtubule nucleation; chromosome segregation
Cellular component (GO): centrosome; kinetochore; kinesin complex
Molecular function (GO): microtubule binding
Source: RefSeq, a predicted model, not a curated record